CCGCACAGAAUCAUUCUUGAAUGCGCGCGCGAACGUUUCGCACCAGCCAAGAGAGCCAUCCGCCAGCCCCAAAACAGAUACAAAUCCGCCAGCUACAAAUUCGCAAGUUCGCAGCCGACAACUCCAGCAGCAGCAACUCGAAACACAACACAAGAUACAAAGGAGAAAAGUGCAAGUGAAGUUCGUGCAAGUGCGAAGUGGGAAUUGCGAUUGCGAGUGCGUGUGGAGAUACACAGAUACGGAGAUACGGAGAUUCGCAGAUACGCAGAUACGCAACGUUUCCGCCGCGAUAGAGAGUGAUAGAGAGAGCGAGAGGUGGUGGCACGCAUAAAAACAAAUUAGGAACGAGGCCUAGUACCCCAAAUUCACAAACCAAAACGAAGAAGAAGUUAGCCAAAAAAAGAAGCAAGAAAAUAAUUUAAAUAAUUAAAAAUAAACACACGCCGCUGCGACGUCAACGCUGUGUGCCGUGAGAGUGCGUGUGUGUGUGUGUGUGAUUGUUUGAGUGUGUGAGAGAGUGCGUGUGUGCGUUGUAUCUGACAGAUACGCCGCCCCGCCGCUGACGCAUUCGGCCAGCUACCGUUAUACCGCUGUCGCUUUCGCCGCUGCCGGCCGGCUUUUUGUGCCCAAUCAACGCACAUCACAUUCAACAAAUUGAAAGCCAGAAAGCCAGAAGGCGACACGCCACGCCACGACACGACUCGAAAACCGCUCAACGGGAAACGCGAAAAUGUCAAUCUAGUUGCCACAGCUGCCCCAAUCUUAUCGAUCAGAUCAUCGCGGUUGUAAUAAAUAUCUAGCCACAAAAUACUAAAUACUAAAUACAAAAUACUAAAUAUCAUACAAAUUAAAUUGUUUGUGCAACACACAGCAAAAAGGCAAAAAAAAAAAAACACUUUCGUUUAGUUUGAUUUAAUUUUGGCUCUGUUGCCAGUGCAAAGUGACAAAGUGAAAAGAAAAGAUUGAGGCAAAAAUUGUUUAAAUAAAGAUACACUAAACAGCACUAACUAAGCGCAGAUGUUCUGCUGCUGUUCGGCAUAAUAAGUGUCACAAUCAAUUGUUGAACCUGCAAGCGGAUUGUGCAAGAAAUAAAUAAAUGCUACUAGCACCCAAGGAACCCAUUGAGCUGAAAAAGCGUCUGGAGGAAGUGCGUCUGCUGGAAUCUAGACGCUCGGCACGCCUGGCCGACCAGGAUCGCGACACGGACUUUGCCCGGCUCGCCGACAUGAGUGGGGACCGUCGCCGCACCACCACCCACAGUAUUGAGGUGCUGCCACCUCUGACGGGCCAGCACAACUCACGGAAACGUCCGUCCAGUGAUCAUCAGGACUACGGCAGCAAUCCGGGCAACGAGGAUCAGAUGGUGGAAUGCAAUGCAGCUAUGAUUCUCAUGAACCUACACAAUCCUAACGGGGUGUCGGACCAUUGUCUGGGCUCCAGUCCCGGCAGCAGCUCAUCGGCCUCCUGGAGUUCCGGCUCGGCCUCGCCGCCCCUCAGCGAUGAUGGCCACGGGCACGGCCAUCACAGCCCCAACAUAUUGUCGCCGCACGAUGCGGCCAAUGCACGUAUACGCACAACAUCGGUGUCCACCUCGGACGAGGGCAUUGUCAUUGAUUUCAAGGAUGAUCGCAAGAAAAAGGUGAGUGCCAUGAAGUCUCUUAUCCUGCAUUAUGGCCCAGCCCAGACAUCACCCACUGCCAGAACUUCCCGAAAGUUCCGCUGUACCUAUCCACGCUGUCCCUUUCUGGAGCACGAGGAAUCGGAAAUGAGACGUCACGUUAGAAUCCAACAUUUGCAUCGCAGACCCAUCAGCCCCAGACUCUCCGGCGACUAUGACUCCUGCAGCGAGCACGAGGAGGAGUUCUACUACACAGAAGACGACGACGAUGAUGAGUUGGUCAAAGCGCCUAGUCUAGCCUCGGAACCCACGCUCAGCCACCGGGACAUGGCACGUCCUCCGCACGAGGAUCCCGAAUACCAAAAACAGAUUGUCGGGAACUUCAAGCAAGGACGUGCUUUGCAUAACUAUAACCACCUAACGCAUCAGCAGCAGCAGAAGCAGCAGCAUAAGGCGACGGCACAUCACAAUGGUGGCGGGCGGGGGGGCAUGCACCACAUAAGCACCAUCCCGAGCAAUCAGCAGCAGCAGCUGCAGAACAACAACACCAGCUGCACGCCGACAUCGCAUCUGGCCCACCACAACUACACUUGGCCAUCCAGCAGCCCGGGGCCGAUCCCGACGGCCAUGUCGUCCCCUGGGUCCACGCUGAACAAGCACGCUCGCACAUCGUCUUCUCGUCCGUCCCACUUGGUAGCGCCAUAUCCACCACCGACGUACGUCCAGCAACAGCAGCAGCAACAGCAACAGCACCAGCACAGUUCUUCAAGCAACAACAGCAACCCGGUGAGCCCGGUCAUGCUGCAGCAGCUCACGCAACAGAAUGUGACGGUGACGGCGCACGCGCACCACGGCCAGGUGCAGCACCACCUGUCCAGUGUGACCAUUACGCCAAACUAUCAUCCGACCCAACAGCAGCAGCAGCCGCCGCACCAGAGCCAACAACAACAACAACACCACCAGGAUCAGCAGCCGCCGCAUCCGCACCAGCCACAUGUGCGCGGCCAGCAACAACCAACUGCCAGCAACCUGGUUGCAAACAAUAACAACAACAACAACAACAUGCCUCUGCAGCACGUGGCCGUGCAACAGUCUGUGGGCGUGGCCAAGCACACGCCCAACUCGCCCAAUCGUCGGACGCGCGGCGAGAACAAGAAAUGCCGCAAGGUGUACGGCAUGGAGAAGCGCGACCAGUGGUGCACUCAGUGCCGGUGGAAGAAGGCUUGCAGCCGCUUCGGCGACUGAAAGCG
Messenger RNA from Drosophila obscura, 2868 nucleotides. It is a transcript of the gene Glut4EF, whose product is annotated as G-box-binding factor. Gene Ontology annotation, molecular function: RNA polymerase II cis-regulatory region sequence-specific DNA binding; DNA-binding transcription factor activity. Gene Ontology annotation, biological process: regulation of transcription by RNA polymerase II. The transcript has 8 exons. Gene Ontology annotation, cellular component: nucleus. The record is from RefSeq and is a predicted model, not a curated record. The coding region runs from base 1097 to 2863 and encodes 588 amino acids. NCBI's taxonomy places the organism in Eukaryota, Metazoa, Arthropoda, Insecta, Diptera, Drosophilidae.